Messenger RNA from Plutella xylostella (diamondback moth), 1052 nucleotides. The record is from RefSeq and is a predicted model, not a curated record. NCBI's taxonomy places the organism in Eukaryota, Metazoa, Arthropoda, Insecta, Lepidoptera, Plutellidae.
UCCCUUUAUGAUUUUGAUUAAAUUAUAUCCUGCAACUAUAAAAUAAAGCAACAGUCUGUCUAAUUUGUUUUUAUCGUGAAAUCAUUUAAAAUGGCAGUGUUAGUGCGGUGCGCUGUGCUCCUAUUGGCUACUGUAGCAGCCGCUUCGAGCCGCCAGUUGCAGGCGCAAGAUGUCGUGUUCCAUCUGUUCACGAGGAACAAUCCGACGGUCAGCCAGCCCCUCUCCCUCACCGAGGCGGCGAUCCUGGCGUCGACCUUCAACGACCACCAGCGCACCAUGAUCACCAUCCACGACCACAGCGACGCCAUCGCCGGGAACUUCAACGCUUUUGUCGUCCCCGCUGAACUGAAAGCGUACGACGUGAACGUGAUAGCAGUGGACUGGAGCGCGGCGGCGGGGUCGUCCACCGAGGGCAUCGCGCACGCGCCGCAGGUCGCGGCGGCCGUCGCAGAGCUCAUGGACUUCUUGGUGGACACCUUCGAGUACGACCAUGAAGGGUUCCGGCUGAUCGGCUUCGGCAUCGGCGCCCACAUCGCCGGGAUUGCGGCCAGGAAGGCGCGCGCUGAUAUUGUACACAUUGUUGCUCUGGACCCGGCCUUCAACGGCUGGUCGCACCACCCCGACAAGCUGAGCUGGAACGCGGCUGAGUGCGUGGAGGUCCUCCACACCACCGCCGGGAUCAUCGGCUACGACCGGCCCAUGGGCCACAUGGACUUCUACCCCAACGCAGGGUCCUUCCAAAACGGCUGCGGCUCCGACAGCGCCUGCUCCCAUCAGCUAGCCUACGUGUACUACGCUGAGUCUCUGACCGCUGAAGUGGAGGAGGGCAACCGGUUCUGGGGGACCAAGUGCGAGUCUUACGAGGAUGCCGUUCUGUUGCAGUGCAGCGGGGAGAAGGAUAACUAUUUUGGAGGCCGCGCGUUGAAGAACUUCAACUUUGGCAUUUACACGUUCAUCACCAACAACGCUUCGCCAUUCGCCAGGGGAUGAACACUGAAAAUCUACGGUGUUAUAAAGAAUUAAAAUAAAUUAUACAUAUUAUUUCAACUGAA